GGCGACUAUGAGGAAAUUCUCAAGUACUAUGAAAUCCAUGAGACAAUUGGGACAGGUGGGUUUGCCAAGGUAAAGCUUGCACGACAUCUUCUCACCGGUGAAAGAGUUGCAAUAAAAAUCAUGGACAAAGUUGCUCUAGGGGGUGACUUGCCUCGUGUUAAAGUAGAAAUCGAUGCCAUGAAGAACUUAAGACACCAGCACAUUUGCCAGCUGUAUCACGUGAUAGAGACGUCCAAGAAAAUAUUCAUGGUCUUAGAGUACUGUCCUGGAGGAGAGCUAUUCGACUACAUAAUUUCCAAGGACCGCCUUUCGGAAGAGGAGGCUCGUGUGUUUUUUCGGCAGAUUGUUUCAGCGAUUGCUUACAUUCACAGUCAGGGAUACACCCACAGGGAUCUCAAACCAGAAAAUUUACUGAUAGAUGAGGAUCACAGUUUGAAGCUGAUAGACUUUGGCCUUUGUGCAAAGCCAAAGGGUGGCCUCGAUUAUCACCUGCAGACGUGCUGUGGAAGCCCAGCCUAUGCAGCACCGGAGCUGGUCCAGGGCAAAGCAUACAUAGGCUCAGAGGCUGAUAUCUGGAGCAUGGGAGUGCUGCUGUAUGCAGUGCUGUGUGGCUUUCUGCCCUUCGAUGAUGACAAUGUCAUGGCUCUCUACAGGAAGAUAACGAGAGGAAAAUACGUUAUUCCUAAGUGGCUCUCUGCUAGCAGUACACUACUGCUUAACCAAAUGCUGCAGGUGGACCCAAAGAAGCGGAUUACAGUCAAACAUCUGUUAACUCACCCCUGGAUCAUGCAAGGUUAUUCUGAUGCGGUUCAGUGGCAAACGAAAUACCAACUGGAGCAUCUUGAUGAAGACUGUGUAACAGAGCUCUCUGUGUUUCAUAAACAGAGCAAGGAGAGUAUAUCGAAGUUAAUAUCAGAGUGGAAAUAUGACCAAAUGUCAGCAACAUAUCUCUUGCUUCAGUCCAUGAAGGCUCGUGGCAAAUGUAUUCGCAUAAGGGUUCCACGUCAGAUGGGGCACGCCAGUGCAACACCAUCAGCCAGCCUCAAGUCUGAAAAACCUAUGACAUAUGAAGAUACACCAGGGUGCAGUGAAGUGCCGUAUGCAUUUGGAUCCAUGGAAUUUUUGGAUGCAGCUUCACAGUUUGAAGAAUCUCCAUUGGAAGAAUUUAUUCUAAAUACUCGCACAACAAAACAGCAUUCAAGCCAUGCUGCUCAACUGGAUGAUAUGGAAUUCACACUGUCAACUCCAGUGACAAGGAAAGUGGCAUCAAAGAAGCGUGAAAACAAAGAGAAUGUUGAUACAGAGUCAGCUUUAAGAAAUGAAAUGCCCUCUGUGCUUCCUGCUCCAAAGAGUCUUGUUGUGGAGAGUCAGGCUGAGAUCCAAGCACAAACUGUACCCUUUCAGGAGCCUGCCUUCAAAGAGAGCCAGUUCACAGCAGUCACCCCAAUUAAGAGACAUGCAAACCCAACAAACACAGAUGAAUUGACAGCAGCUGAGGUUCUUCCCGAAAUAAGGAGUCAUUCAGAGGAUCACAACCUGAAUAGCAACCCAAGGAAGAGAAAAGCCAAAAUAUUCGGAAAUAUUGAAAGAGGCUUAGAUAAAGUGAUCACGAUGCUUACGCCAAGCAAAAAGAAACGACCCAUCAGAGAUCGCCCGAGGAAAGUUAAGGCACACUAUAAUGUUACCACCGCUCAGCUACUGAAUCCAGACCAGCUGUUGAAUGAAAUAAUCGCUGUUCUUUCGAAGAAGCAUGUGGAUUAUAUUCAGAAGGGUUAUACCCUGAAGUGUCAAACACGGUCAGAUUUUGGCAAAGUGACUAUGGAGUUUGAGUUGGAAGUGUGUCGGCUCUGUAAACCUGAGUUGGUGGGUAUCCGUCGACAACGACUCAAAGGUGAUGCCUGGGUCUACAAGAGGCUGGUGGAAGACAUCCUAUCAAGCUGCCACCUGUGA
Molecule: messenger RNA, 1950 nt
Organism: Apaloderma vittatum (bar-tailed trogon)
Lineage: Eukaryota; Metazoa; Chordata; Aves; Trogoniformes; Trogonidae
Gene: MELK
Product: maternal embryonic leucine zipper kinase
Exons: 17
Coding region: 121-1950 (609 amino acids)
Biological process (GO): intracellular signal transduction; protein phosphorylation; microtubule cytoskeleton organization
Cellular component (GO): cytoplasm
Molecular function (GO): protein serine/threonine kinase activity; ATP binding; tau-protein kinase activity
Source: RefSeq, a predicted model, not a curated record